Molecule: messenger RNA, 821 nt
Organism: Mollisia scopiformis
Lineage: Eukaryota; Fungi; Ascomycota; Leotiomycetes; Helotiales; Mollisiaceae
Exons: 3
Coding region: 99-761 (220 amino acids)
Source: RefSeq, a predicted model, not a curated record
AUCCGAAGGGACAGUCCAUGUUUCAUUCCUUGGGAACCUGUGUCUUGGCGAUUUUGACAGGAACCUCCCGAUCCUAAUCGAUGCGAGCAACUUAAAUCAUGUCCAGGUUCUCAUUAUUUUCAUUCCUUGGACAAAAGGUUGGUAAGACCUAUCGCCAUUCCACUGAACAUACCCUAGGACUUCACAGGAGACAAGACCUUUUCAUGAAACGGGUUUUAUCUGUAAUUUACCAAGAUUGCAAAGUGUCCAGGGAAGUAUAUUCACCUCCUACCGUUAAACGGGGCAAGUCCGCUCAUCGAUCCACCUCCGUAACCAAAGGCAUUCCAUUUCAAAAAACACUCCGUUCUCAACGGCCUGUCAAGACCUCUCUGUUACAUCGGGUCAGUCUCUCGAUGGCUAUUGCCGAACCGCUUCAAGGGUCCUAUAUGAUAUCUUUUAAGAACGGACCACUCUUUGUUCCAUCUGUUCUCGCCUCAAGUUCGAGCACUCGUCAACCAUUCUCCAGAAUAGCUGCCAGUGGGGAUCCUCGAUUGGCGGCAUACCUGCCGCAGCGGCCAUUGAAAUUGCUGAGACGCAGGAUUCAACACAGGAUCAGAGAGGGACGUUCGCAACUUGAGCACUGUAUUUGUUGUUGUUGCGGAGCGAGCUUCCAGAAACUAGAUACAUAUGAUGAGAUGCCGUACGGAGUGGGAACUAGGGGUAAAGCGGGGUUGGAUGUAGUGAGAGUGGGAGUGGGGAUGAAAUUCCGUUCACGGUUUUGAGGCCUUGUUAUAGGUGAGAAUGGUGGUUGGGGAAAAGGGAGAUGGUUUGUAGGAUCAGGU